Cantharellus anzutake is the source of this 856-nucleotide messenger RNA. RefSeq lists its product as uncharacterized. Lineage: Eukaryota; Fungi; Basidiomycota; Agaricomycetes; Cantharellales; Hydnaceae. The record is from RefSeq and is a predicted model, not a curated record. The coding region runs from base 125 to 577 and encodes 150 amino acids. The transcript has a single exon.
CUCGAUGAAAGCCUCUUUUUGUCGUCUGCCCAAGACACGGCAUCGGCUAGGUAAACGGACUAUGUCGACGUGAUGCGUCUAUAUAAUAUCACGAAGUCAUAGAGGCUGGAGUCCUGCCUACGUGAUGCGUACUACAUCAACACAGUAUAUGACAUCGUUAGCUCUGGGUUCUGUACGAACUUACAAUUGCGAAGAUGGAGACAAAGAAAGCAUGAGUACACGAGUGACACCCAUAAUACACGGUUUGAGGAAUCGAAUCGACUCAGCUUUGUGGAACAAACUGCGCAAUAUGCUGAUGUUUCGUUGUUGCAUCGUGUCAAACUAUCCUCCAGUUGGCCGAAACCGUCCAUCGGCCGGUAGCAGUGGCAACAGCACCCGCACCCGUUAUCCUCUCGACCGACUCUCCUCAGUCUUCCCGUUUAUGUUUAUCAGACCAUAUCGUAUUGUCGAUGUGUCCAACAAUGAGAUCUAUGACGGACCUGGGCACAGGGUCGCUGGGAACGAAAUCCGGAGUGGACGACCGCUUUUCCGCGACACAGUCAUCAUCAGGGCUCAUGGAAGUGGUGGAUUGCCCUGAAGCGGUGUUUGAUGACGAACCAGAUGGUCCGGAAUAUUAAGAUUGCCCAUGCUGACACGCAAUUCAAAGUUGUCCCAUUCUUCGGUACAGCGGUGGAACGCCUGUACCAUUCGAGAAAUCUUAUCUCCAUUGAGCUUCGGAUUGUUGAGCCAUUUUCGUGGACCUUCGAGCAUGACUGCGUAAUUGCGCAUCCCAAAAAUCGGGGCCGACGAGAAUUCAUCCCUUCAUCGAGUAGGAGUCGAGCGCCAGGCUCUCCAGUCAAGAACUCCCCCGCCAUGU